CAAGAUGGAGACGGCGAUCCGGUGGCUUCGCUGUUAGCUCGUCGACAGCAAUCGCGAUGUGGCUGAUCCGACGUCUUUAGCGCCGAUAGCGAGGAGUGCAGCCUGGCCCGAGAUCCGCGUUUCGAGGUGAUGGAGUGACGUCGUUUGGAAAACACGCAGCACUUUGAGGGAUAUUGAGGAUUGUAACCGGUAAACCAGAGGAGGAGGAGGAGGAGGAGGAGGAGGAGAAGAAGAAAAACAACCGCCAAUGUUCAUCAUCACAAACUCAUUUUGAGUGAGAGGGGCAGAUCGAUAUGGCGCUGAGAGAGUUAAAAGUUUGCCUCCUGGGGGACACCGGCGUUGGAAAGUCGAGUAUUGUUUGGAGAUUUGUGGAGGACAGCUUUGACCCGAACAUCAACCCUACAAUUGGGGCGUCCUUCAUGACCAAGACAGUGCAAUACCAAAACGAACUGCACAAGUUCCUCAUCUGGGACACGGCCGGACAGGAGCGGUUUCGGGCUCUUGCGCCGAUGUACUACAGAGGGUCGGCGGCAGCCAUCAUCGUUUAUGACAUCACGAAAGAGGAUUCCUUCCAAACACUAAAGAACUGGGUGAAGGAGCUGCGCCAGCACGGCCCCCCGAAUAUAGUGGUCGCCAUCGCUGGCAACAAAUGUGACCUGUCGGACGCCAGGGAAGUGCCAGAGAAGGAUGCCAAGGACUACGCCGACUCCAUCCAUGCCAUCUUUGUAGAAACCAGUGCCAAGAACGCCAUUAACAUCAACGAGGUGUUUAUAGAGAUAAGUAAGCGCAUCCCUGUGGUCGACGCAGCAGGAGGACCUCCAGGAAAAGCUUUCAAACUGGGACGUCAGGCCUCGGAGUCUCGCAGAACGUGCUGCUGAUGAUGAUCCCAGCAACUUUCCCCCCUCGUGACCUGUGACCUGACCUCUGCUUACCCUCUGUGUCCUGCUUCAGCUUCCAGCCACCACGCGCCUGCAACAACCCUGCCGACGCGAGUCCUGGGACGCGCAAGUGACAGUAGCAAAUUUUUUGGUGUCACUCCAACAAACCAACAAAAAUCUUCGUGUGUCGUGCGAAGUUGCUGGCUUCAGAAAAAACACGUUUUCUGGGCAUUGCCUGCAUUAAAACAUCAAUGAUGUGUAAGUAAAAAAAAAAAAAAAAAAGACAGACCCUUCUAUCAUGGACAUCAAAAUGAGAUGAAACUUUACAGAUUAAUGAAAUCAAUUGUACAUGUACAUUUGUAAAGAUCUACCUUUUAUACCAAAAUAUGGAGUAAAAAACAGCCAAAGUCCACCAAAUGAUUUUGAUAGCACUGAAGUUGUUGUCUUUUGCAUAAUAAUAAUGUUUUGUGGAGGGUCUAUCAUUACGGUUAACACCUAUAAUCCCUAAUUUCUAUUUAAUGAAGACGAUCAUGGUAUUCAUCGUUGUUUGUAAGCGAUCGUGCAGGCUACAUAUCAGUUUUACCGUGUGAUUGAUGUUUUCAUCAAGAUGCAUUUUUAAGGCAAAAUGCCAAAUGGGUGUUUUGAAGUAAACCGCAAUCCCACUGUAAAAAAUGUGAAAGUGAAAGGUGUGUGGGAUUUGACUUCUUUUACAUUAAAGGAAUAGUUUGCAUGGGUAUAGAUGAGAAUAGCACGUGUUUGUAGGCUCAAUAUGAAGCUGCAGCUAGCGGUCAGUUAUCUUCGCUCAAAGACUAAAAAUACAGGAACGUGGCAACAAAGAAUGCCUGACGCUCACGAACUAAAAUGUUAUAUCUGAAAAGAGCAGCUGUCUUAUGCUAAGCUAACCAGCUGCUAGCUAAUACGUUUAAUAGACAAUUAUGAGAACGGUAUCUUUUAACCAUUAUAGCAAAUCGCUGUAUUCCAUGAAACAAACUAUUACUUAAUUGUGAUCCAAGCCUCUGUACAUUUUCAUAAGUUGUUGUAAAAUCUCAAUUUUGAGUCCAAAACUCCCAACACGUAUUAUUAUAUAUGAUAACAGCUCUGGCUUCCCACCUGUGCUGAACACCUUCUCUUGUAAUUACUGAAAUAGAAUCAACUGAACCCAGACGUCUACACACAGUAUAGUUCCUUACCAAUAUCCCUUUGGCUCCCUUUUGCUCUAAUCUUAUUUUUUUUUGUUUUUGUUUUGUGAGGUCUUGCCAAAUGAAAUGUUGUUUUAGUACCUGGCCUGAGAUGAAAACAUUGAAAUCUGGUAACUAGGCCUCUCUGAGGUUAUAGGUCCCGGAUCAGACGUGGCGCUGUGUCGACAUGAUGACCCCUUAAUGAACCCUGGUCCACUUUCUCCUCUGAAUUACUGUAUGGGCUUCUUUUUCCCCAGGUCUUUUCAUGUUUUGUUUCAAACAUGUGGGUCUUUCUUACGUUCAUUACUACUCUAUGAUCCGUGCUAUUUAACAGUAGUUUAAUUCGCCUCAUAUAUUGUCCUAAUUGAGCUCCAGUUGACUCGGGCCACAGACUUAUUAAUUUUGUGUAAUUCCAUACUGGUCUCUGGAGCCUUUUUAGCCCCUAAAGCUCUUUUCAGUUGCCAAAAAAUAGAGAUUUGAGUUUAAUCAGCCUUUCCAGGUUAAUACAUUUGGAUCGUGUGCUCCCGUGUCAGUGAAAGCCACUUAAUUUGUCUUUAAGCAUCCUAAACGCAGCUGUUAUUGAUGAUUUGUGUGCAAAGCAGUGCUGCCUAUAUCUUUUGUGCAAUAGUGGGAGGUAGAAAUGUGACAUAAACCAAAAAGAAAAAACUAUUACAAAGGGAUAAUGUUCCCACAGGGAAGCAGUGUGCAAAGAUCUCAUUCCAGUAGUCUCAAACAGAUAAUAAUGUAUAUUUACCUCAUUUUCAGCUGAUUUGAUGACCGUUUUGCUCGUGAGCAGUGUUAUGUGGUGACGAAAUCCUUUGGAAAGCAGAGUGACAUGUUAGGUCAAAACCUAAACUGAAAAUCCCUCUGGUACUUCGACUGACUGCUGCACUUUGAUGGACUGUUUGUAAUUGGUCUUAAUUACCAGGUAUCGCUCCGUGUCCUGCUAUUAUCCACGAGAAAUAACUUGAUGAAAGAUUCUUGUAAUGGUGUUAGACUCCUUCAUGCUACUUGGAGGUUAUCUUUGUUUUGACUGUUUGCUCAGUUCUUAUUGCUAUAAAGAAAUGGUGCCAAAUAAUGCCAACGCCAUUUUACCACACGCAAGAUAAUUAGCCUUUUUUUUAUUGUCAAUGUAACACAAUGAUUUAACAGUUCAAGCUUGGUCAUAACUAAUGUUUUCCCCUUAUUUUAAAACAAAGCAUGGAUAGAAAUUGUGGGCCAGGUUGGCAUUGAAAAAUAUCAAUAGUCCCGGGCUGGACCUGGGAAAGUGAUUAAUCAAUAUUAUGUUUAUUUUUCAGUGUAAAUAUAUACCAUCACAUUGCACAAAAAUCAAUGGCUGAAUUCUUAGCCAGUUCUAUGACCACAAUAGACUCGCAAACGGUUUGAAGUAACUCCGUCUGCAUUGUAGUUACCAUAUAUAGCUUUUUACUAUACAUUUCGUAUUGAUUGUAACAAAAUGCCAGAAAAAAAAACGUGCCUGCAGUGUAUUCACAAAUGUGUUAAAAGGGAAUUGUCAAUUUGUUUGCUAAUAAAAGAUUGAUAAAGAUA
Molecule: messenger RNA, 3604 nt
Organism: Gasterosteus aculeatus aculeatus (three-spined stickleback)
Lineage: Eukaryota; Metazoa; Chordata; Actinopteri; Perciformes; Gasterosteidae
Gene: rab22a
Product: RAB22A, member RAS oncogene family
Molecular function (GO): GTP binding; GTPase activity
Source: RefSeq, a predicted model, not a curated record